GAUGGGAGGAGUCAUGUGGCCGCGUGAAGAUGGCGGGCGUGAAGGACCGGGACGCGAUGCUGAGGGUCAACUUCCUGUAUCAGGCAGCCCAUUGCGUUCUGGCUGGUAACCCAGACAACUCACCCCUGGUCCGGUUCUACUGCCACACCCAGCGCUCCGUCUGCAAGCGGCUCGUCCUCCGGCAAGACCCGUCAGUCAAGCGGACAGUGUGCAAGCGAUGUUCCUCGCUCCUGGUGCCCGGUAUCUCCGCCAAGAUUCGCCAGAGAAGACGGAGCCAGCGUUUCACCGUGCUCAGCUGCCUGCAUUGUGGCAUGAGUAGGAGGUUCCAGAAUCGGCUUGACUACCUUCUGUGGACAGAACGGCCCGAGGCGCUUCUGACUGCCCAAAAACAAAGCUGUGUCGAAACAACAUCCGAGACAAGCGGGGCUGCAUCGACUGGGCAGAGCUGACUCAACUCCGAUACAGAAACCUAGAGUAAUGAGUGAGCAUUAUUAUAAACAGUGACCCUGUACAGUUACACAAUGACCCUCACCCUGAAUUAACAGUGAUUCUGUACAGUUACAUUGACCCUCACCCUGAAUAAACAGUGACUGUACAGUUUCAUUGACCCUCACCCUGAAUAAACAGUGACUCUGUACAGUUACACAGUGACCCUCACCCUGAAUAAACAGUGACUCUGUACAGUUACAGUAACACUCACCCUGAAUAAACAGUGACUCUGUACAGUUACACUGUGGCCCUCACCCUGAAUAAACAGUGACUCUGUACAGAUACACAGUAACACUCACCCUGAAUAAACAGUGACUCUGUACAGUUACACUGUGGCCCUCACCCUGAAUAAACAGUGACUCUGUACAGUUACACAGUGACACUCACCCUGAAUAAACAGUGACUCUGUACAGUUUCAUUGACUCUCACCCUGAAUAAACAUUGACUCUGUACAGUCAGUGACCCUCACACUGAAUAAACAGUGACUCUGUACAGUUACACAGUGACACUCACCCUGAAUAAACAGUGACUCUGUACAGUUACACUGUGGCCCUCACCCUGAAUAAACAGUGACUCUGUACAGUUACAGUGACCCUCACCCUGAAUAAACAGUGACUCUGUACAGUUACAGUGACCCUCACCCAGAAUAAACAGUGACUCUGUACAGUUACACAGUGACCCUCACCCUGAAUAAACAGUGACUCUGUACAGUUACAGUGGCCCUCACCCUGAAUAAACAGUGACUCUGUACAGUUACAGUGACCCUCACCCUGAAUAAACAGUGACUCUGUACAGUUACAGUGACCCUCACCCUGAAUAAACAGUGACUGUACAGUUACACAGUGACCCUCACUCUGAAUAAACAGUGACUCUGUACAGUUACAGUAACCCUCACACUGAAUAAACAGUGACUCUGUACAGUUACAGUAACCCUCACACUGAAUAAACAGUGACUCUGUACAGAUACACCGUGACCCUCACCCUGAAUAAACAGUGACUCUGUACAGUUACAGUGACCCUCACCCUGAAUAAACAGUGACUCUGUACAGUUAGUGACCCUCACCCUGAAUAAACAGUGACUCUAUACAGUUACACAGUGACCCUCACCCUGAAUAAACAGUGACUGUACAGUUACAGUGGCCCUCACCCUGAAUAAACAGUGACUCUGUACAGUUUCAUUGACCCUCACCCUGAAUAAACAGUGACUGUACAGUUACAGUGACCCUCACCCUGAAUAAACAGUGACUCUGUACAGUUAGUGACCCUCACCCUGAAUAAACAGUGACUCUAUACAGUUACACAGUGACCCUCACCCUGAAUAAACAGUGACUGUACAGAUACACUGUGACCCUCACCCUGAAUAAACAGUGACUGUACAGAUACAGUCUCCCUCAACUUGAAUGGGGGAGAGAGACUUUCUGUAGAAUAUGUAAUGGGGGUGAGUCUCACUCUGUCCGGGGGUAAUGGGGCGAGACCCACUGUAAUGUAGAAGAGACUGCCUCUGUGAAACGUAUGAUGGUUGAGAGACUCUCUCUGUAACAGAAUCAGAACCAAGUGUACUAUCACCGGCAUGUGACGUGAAAUUUGUUAACUUAGCAGCAGCAGUUCAAUGCAAUAGAUGACGUAGCAGAGAGACAGAAAAAAUAUUAAAUAAAAUGAAAGGUAACAAUAAAUAAAGAAAUAAAUCAUUUACGUAUAUUGAAUGGAUUUAAAAAAUGUACAACCAGAAAUACUGUAUAUUAUAAAAAGUGAGGUUGUGUCCAAAGCUUCAAUGUCUAUUUAGGAGUCGGAUAGCAGAGGGGAGGAAGCUGAUCCUGAAUCACUGAGUGUGUGCCUUCAGGCUUCUGUAUCUCCUACCUGAUGGUAACAGUGAGAAAAGGGCAUGCCCUGGGUGCUGGACGUCCUUAUUAUUGGAUGUUGCCUUUCUGAGACACCACUCCCUAAGGAUGUCAUGGGUAUUUAGGCUAGAGCCAAAGAUGGAGCUGACUAGAUUUACAACCUUCUGCAGCUUCUUUCAGUCUUGUGCAGAAGCCCCUCCACACCAGACAGUGAUGCAGCCUGUCAGAAUGCUCUCCAUUGUACAACUAUAUAAGUUUUUGAGUCUGUUUGUUGACAUGCCAAAUCUCUUCAAACUCCUAAUAAAGUAUGGCCGUUGUCUUGCC
Hypanus sabinus (Atlantic stingray) is the source of this 2651-nucleotide messenger RNA. It is a transcript of the gene rpp21, whose product is annotated as ribonuclease P 21 subunit. Bases 30 to 449 code for a protein of 139 amino acids. The record is from RefSeq and is a predicted model, not a curated record. The transcript is spliced from 5 exons. Gene Ontology annotation, cellular component: nucleolar ribonuclease P complex. Gene Ontology annotation, biological process: tRNA processing. Lineage: Eukaryota; Metazoa; Chordata; Chondrichthyes; Myliobatiformes; Dasyatidae.